Tigriopus californicus is the source of this 2327-nucleotide messenger RNA. Its product is annotated as solute carrier family 35 member G1-like. Bases 368 to 1549 code for a protein of 393 amino acids. Gene Ontology annotation, cellular component: membrane. The record is from RefSeq and is a predicted model, not a curated record. The transcript has a single exon. NCBI's taxonomy places the organism in Eukaryota, Metazoa, Arthropoda, Copepoda, Harpacticoida, Harpacticidae.
CAUAGUCCUGCAUGUUGAGGGCCUGCCGGCAAAAGAGACGGUUCAAAACCCUCAGAGUGUCUGACUGGAAACUAGUUUCAGCCGGAUGAAAUACGAGUGAGGUUAAGGUUAUCGUUGUGGAACUAUCACUAGAAUACACUAGUUGGAUGGAGCAUCAAGCAUUGGUGCAGCGGACAAAGUCAUAGACGGAAAGUGGCAAUCAAGUUACUUGAACUCAGCUUCUCGGGCAAGAAAGUGUUCCUCAACGCCCCAAUAAUAUUUCAAGACAAUCCAAGGCAUAGAACACGGCAACAUAUUCUCUUGACGACAACUGCUGGAGUGAUUACAAUCUCCCUGAAGGGAAGGAAACGAAAUCGAAUCAAAAAGCAUGGCAUCCAUAAAACUGGAUCAAGAAAGCACGCCUCUAUUGGCGGGAUUGGCCAUCUCCAACCCCGAUAUCGACGGAGUACAAAGGCAAGAGUGGAAACUUGGCUUAGCCCUGGCUGGCAUCAGUGGGGUACUUUUCACUGCCAACAAUUUCCUCAUUCAAUAUUUCGAAGUGGACUCUUUGGAGAUGUUGUUAGUGCGAUCAGUGGUGCAAGUGGUGGUUUUGGGAAUCAUUGUGGCCUCGGAGAGCGGCAUUUCGGAUGUCAUGGCCGAAAUGAGCCCCGCUCGGUCAUGGUUGGUGCAUUUUUUUGUGGGUUUGCAAGCCAUUUUUGGAGCCUUUAGGCUCUACUUCAACUUCACAUGUCUCCAAUACAUGCCUUUAGGUGACGCUCUCACCAUAAUAUUCACUGAACCUCUCUUCACCAUGGUCCUCUCUCUCAUCUUUCUGAAGAUUGCCAUGGGUCCAUGGAAGAUAUUGUUGGGCAUAGGCCUCACAGCGGGCAUGAUUUUGAGCAUUCAACCUCCAUUUUUGUUUCCUCCCACUGUGCCACUUACACCGUUGUCCAACUCAAGCCAUCAUGUUCUCGUUGAAGGCAAAAUCCAACGGUCGGAGCAAUACUUCUAUGGAGCUUGCCUGGCCAUUUCGUGUGCUUUGUGUGGAGCAAUGUGCAAUAUCCUUAUCAAAAAAUGCGACGGGAUCUCAUCGACCUCUUUGGUUUUUGUGGCCGGCAUUGCUGGUAUAUUGAUCAGCGUAGUGGGAUGUGUUUUGGAUGAAACUGAUCACAUUAUUUCCUCGAUGGAGGAGCUCACUCCUAUGACGUGGUUCAUACUGUUGGUUCUCAGUUUCAUUGGCGUUUUGGCUUACCUGUCAAUGACGGAGGCUCUCAAGGCCAUAUCCCCUACUUCGGUGUCGGUACUCCGAGCGUUGGAGAUUAUCUUGGCCUACUUUUGUCAGAUCAUGUUCUUGGGUCAAUAUCCGAAUCUGACUUGCGUGGCCGGGGCCUUCCUUGUCAUGCUGAGUGUUGUUGGCAUUGCCAUCGAGGAAAAGUUACAAGGUGGCAGUCAUCGUGGACCUGCCAGGGACACUACUGGCUCGCCACUUGAGGACCCAAUUCCUAUUCCAGGGGCAGAGUAUACUUCUAUUGACACUUUACCAUCCGAGGAGUUUAGGGCUCUCGUGUGAGCCCCUUGUUCCCUGAGCAAGGACAAUCGUGAUCAACAACAACAACAACAACAACAACAACAACAACAACAACGUAUCUACGGUCAAUACUGAUUGUAGUGUAGUCUCCAGCCUCCAUUGCUCGCUCCCUUUUGUGCCGUUAAGAGAAACCGUACAGCGUCAAAACUCCCAUUUUCCUUCUCCCGAACAAUAGAAAUACGACUAGUGGUAUACAACCACCACCUGGAUGGAGGUUGAUUUUUUGUCAAAUGUCUCCGACCUCAAUGCUCAGUGUUUUGGAGCCAAAAGGAGGAACAGGAGUAACGAGGUCGGCGAAUCUAAUUCAAUCGCAAACAUGACCUGGACUGUGAUAUUGGCCCAAAGCCAAGCUUAGACUGACGUGUAAAGCCGAGUGUGCAUCAUACCUAUAUACAUUAUGAACUAAAUGUAACACUAACCUGUGGCCCAAUGAAUGGAAGAGUGGUUUUCGUUGUCCAGAGCAUUAACGUUGGCCCCUUUGGAGAUGAGGUACUUCAAUACGAGCUUGUUACCGGAUAUCACACUUAAAUGCAAUGGCGUAUAGCCUUCUUCGUCUUGAAGAUGAAGUAAGUCUGGCUCGGCUUCCAAAAUCUGUUCCACGCAUUUAAUGUUUUCAUUCUCUGCACAAUAAUGCAAAGCGCUUUUUCCAGUACGAUCCACUUCAGCAACGACGAAAGACUGAAAAGUAGAUCAUGAAAUUAUACGUGUUGAAAUGUUUGUAUUUAUGAAUUAAAUAAAUUGAAUUUCAAAAAGGUCAUAA